Molecule: messenger RNA, 2372 nt
Organism: Porites lobata
Lineage: Eukaryota; Metazoa; Cnidaria; Anthozoa; Scleractinia; Poritidae
Source: the annotation of a GenBank genome assembly
AUGGAACGAUUUGCAGUAUUUCGCGCCAAAGACCCUCAAGUAACUAUGUGGCUACAGAAGAAUGGUUUUCAAAACCGUAGAUCCGAAGGCCUCGUGGAAACUCGUGCGGCAAAGACAUCGCAGAUUAGUCGAGAAGAAACAAAACUUGCUGCACAAACCAAAGAAGUCAGGUUUUAUGCAGAGAGACAAAUGCAGAGCAAAACUACUACUUUGGUUUCAGUCAAGAAAACGGCCACUACUGAACAGGAACGAAACGAGGUUCAACAUCAUGAACGUUUGAGCAGUUUAGAGAUGCCAGCUAUUUCCUUCAGCAAGACUAAGCGUGUUGUGUAUCAAAAUAAGGAAGAACCUUCACUAGCUGAGAAUAUUAACACAGACGGCAGGAAAAAAAUAAGAAGCUAUUCAUGCCCGCCAGAUAGCAGGCCUUCCUUAUCUCGGAGAUAUUCCACUGUGUCUUUGUUUUCAGACAGGCCUUGUAACAUACCAGUGUUAAUUCGAAACAAUGAUGUACGCCUUCGAAAAUAUAGCUGCCCCGAGUACUAUUCAACAGGUACGAAUUACUACAUGGAACAAAGAGGGAGCAGUAAAUUAAACAAAAACCCACAAGGAAAAAGGACGGCUUUAAAUGGGGCGAAAAACAGUCACCAACAAUUAGCGAGCAAGCUUGGAAACCAAACAACGCGAGAGGAAAAUGAGACGAAAAUCAAUAAUACUACAGGAGUGACAAUUAAGCCUAGUACGAAUCUCGCCAUGGUCUUGAAAACAGAGUUGAGUGAUUUUAGUAAAGAUCCUGCAACUGACCAUAAUGGAAACGAACGUUUUAAGCCUGCACCAAAUUCAACGUCAGAUGAUGACGGGUUUGGUUUGGUAUUCCAUGAAGAAUCUCUAGAGAGUUAUAGCUCGGAGAUUCCACCCAAACGGCCAACGAAGCAAAAUUUGCCAUCGAGUAUGUAUAAUUCAAGAGAUAAUAUGCUGGCAUGGCUCGGGGAAGUGAACAGAAAUAUAUACCCUCAAAUUCGGAGCUAGUAAGCCGUUUAUGAAAAGGACGCAACAUUUUGCAGUGAAAAUUGGCGAAGAAAUGACUUAGCAUCAUUGACUGAUUUUACCGGUGCUUUACUGCAAUUGCAAGAUAGUCGUACGAGGAAAGAUACCUGAAAAGGAGUUAACAUUUGUUCACAAAGGAGCGCAGUUGUCUCUGAACUAUUAAAUAUUGCUCGACUACAGCAAACACUUUUACAUUUUAAAAUAAUAUUUAUUUGGGCUGCAAUUCCUGUCAAGAGGUUUUGUUACAGCACAAUUAACAGUUAGACAUUUACUGUUUUCUUAGAGAUUACAGAUGAUGGCUAAGGUCUUAGUCUCGUUUUAUAUAAUGUUUGUUCGAUCUUGAACCAGGCUGGUCUACAGCACGUAACUAUGUGAAGCAUCAAUUGAUCAACAGGUUUUUUUCGACCUCAUCUCAUGCAGGUUACUCCGCAUAACUCUCGAAAUCAAGACGCAAUCGAAAUUGUUAUAGCAACGGCCUAACCUGCGUAGAAAAUUAAAAUGAAGAUAUCAGGAACUUUUCAGAUGUUCCAAACCGUGGCUGACUUUUCAUUUUUCAUCCACAUCCUCUAGCAAUGUCGUUCCCACGGUUUUUCGGCUAGGGCAUCAAGGGAAGUGUUGAAACACUGUUUUGAAAGACUUGCCGAGCGAUCAAAUAUAGAAUGGAGUAAUUUACCUGUAUAAGUAAGAGAAAUUUACUAGAGAAAAAUAUAGAGCUGAAACGGUUUCUCUUUUUCAGUUCGGAAAGUGUUCAGAAGAAACGCGCCCUUGGUCAUGGUGUGACAAGUUUCAUACUUCUAAAAAUUGGAAUCAAGCGCAAGCCUGACCGCUUAAUUGUGUAAGGUGGAGGUCCCUACUGUUUUCAUGGGAGCUAAUAUAAAGCAAAGAAUCAGAUACAUUCUGAGCCGCGGACCACUGAGAGCAUAGGCAGUCAUGCAACCCUAAAAACGACUACUACAAUCCCACUCCAUUUUAAUUUAUGUUCUCCCCAAACCUUUGUAUUCUAUCACAUGCAAUUCCCAAAGGAUUUCCUGGGGAAAAGCGAAAGAGUGAGAGAAGGCCCUGGUAUCGGCUGGUCACGUGUUCAGUGUAAAUAUUCCUAUGAAUCUAGAGCAUACCGCCUCUGUAAUGUUAAGUUACAAAAAACUAUUUCAAAAAGAUUUUAGACAAGCCGCUAUGGACACAUAUUCACGUACAAUGCAUGCCAAUAAAAUUACGACAAGCUGGAAAUUAUUUUGUCCAGUGUCGUAUACAAUGCGAGCCUUUCUUGUUUUCCCGCCUCUCUCAUUUUCUAAGGGAAACAGCCUGGGACUAGGUUGCAUGCGAGAUAG